Molecule: messenger RNA, 1367 nt
Organism: Trifolium pratense (red clover)
Lineage: Eukaryota; Viridiplantae; Streptophyta; Magnoliopsida; Fabales; Fabaceae
Product: isoflavone-7-O-methyltransferase 9-like
Exons: 3
Coding region: 213-1277 (354 amino acids)
Biological process (GO): methylation
Molecular function (GO): S-adenosylmethionine-dependent methyltransferase activity; O-methyltransferase activity; protein dimerization activity
Source: RefSeq, a predicted model, not a curated record
CUCAUGUCCAUAUAACAAAACUAUUUUAUUAAAUACUACAGUACGUCAAAACAAAAUAUACAUAUUUUAUUCAGUUUGUAGUGUCCAUUGAUGCUUAUAAAAGCAUACUAAACUUACCAAGUGAAAACAUAACAUUCACAAAUCACAACUAUCAAGCAAACUUAACCACUCCAUAAACCACACAAAACUCAAUUAAAUCCAGUAAUUAUAUCAUGGGUUCUGAGAAUGGGUUCAAAGCAAGUGAGCUCUUUCAAGCUCAAGCUCACUUGUACAAUCACAUUCUUAGCUUCUUGAAACCAAUGUCCAUCAAGUGGGUUGUUGAACUUGGUAUACCAGAUAUCAUCCACAAUCAUGGCCAACCCAUUACACUUCCCCAACUUCUCUCGGCUCUUCGAAUUCCCGAAGCAAAAGCCGCUUGUGUUCAAAGUCUCAUGCGUUUAUUGACACACAAUAACUUCUUUAUAAUUGUGGAAAUUGAAGGGAAAGAAGCGUAUGCUCUUGCCCCACCAUCAGAACUACUUGUCAAAGGCACUGACCAUUGUUUAUCUUCAAUGGUUCAGCUGAUAACAAAUCCAAAUCUUGUUGAUUUGUAUAAUCAUUUGGGUAAAUGGACUUCUGGGGAUGAGCUCACAAUCUUUGAGACUGCAUCCGGCAAAGGAGACUAUUGGGAUUUUAUGCAUCAGAAUUCCACACAUUUGAAGUCCUUCAACGAGGCUAUGGAAAGUGAUUCUCAUGUGAUGAGAUUGGCACUGAGUGAUUGCAAGUCUGUUUUUGAAGGCUUAGGUUCUCUGGUUGAUGUUGGAGGCGGAACCGGAAACACAGCUACAAUCAUUUGUGAGACAUUUCCUAUGUUAAAAUGCACAGUGUUGGACCUUCCGCAAGUGGUGGCAGGCUUACCUGGAAAGGAAAAUUUGAGUUUUGUUGGCGGAAACAUGUUCAAAUCUAUCCCUCAAGCUGAUGCAAUCUUACUUAAGUGGAUUUUGCAUGACUGGAAUGACGAUGACUGUGUCAAGAUACUCAAAAAUUGUAAAGAAGCUGUAUUAAGAAAAGGCAAAGGAGGAAAAGUGAUCAUAAUAGAUAUUGUGAUAAAUGAAAAGCAAGAUAAGCAUGAAAUGACAGAAGUCAAGCUCUUCUUUGACAUAGUUAUGAUGGCUAGUUUUAAUGGAAGAGAAAGAGAUGGAAAAAACUGGAAACAAAUCUUCACAAAAGCAGGGUUCACACACUAUAAAAUCUUUCCCAUAUUCGGUUUUAGAUCACUUAUCGAGCUUUAUGUUUAGUUAAGCCUUACAGCUCUUUAAGAAACACUUUUGUUUGUAUUGAUCAAUAAAUUUGAUUUUCAGCACGUCUUUAAUUUUGAAUUUAUCUAA